GUAAAAGGUCAGUCUGUAUAACGUGUCAUCAGGCUGUCGACACACCGGUGUCACUCGAUCGUCUCACCGGCUGUUACUUCACCGCGCAUUGGUACUUCUGCUGAUCUUAACGUUGUCCCAGAAAAUGGCCAAAAAACGGAGAGAAACCCGAGAUGCGGACGGUUUGUCCUCGGCGCAGGAAGAGGUGAAGGCUAACUCUAAAGUACUGAAAGCGACUCAGCAUAGUGUUGGGGGCUCAGCACGCAUGUCUCUGCUGAUUCUGGUGUCCAUCUUCACCUGCUCUGCCUCAGUCAUGUACCUCGUCUACAGGAACUUCCCAGAGCUUUCAGAUGAUGAAAUGGAAAAAAUCAAGAUCCCAAAAGACAUGGAUGAUGCCAAAGCUUUAGGAACAGUGUUGUCCAAAUACAAAGACACCUACUAUACCCAGGUGUUGGUGGCCUACUUUGCAACAUAUGUUUUCCUCCAGACUUUUGCAAUCCCUGGAUCGAUCUUCCUCAGCAUACUGUCUGGAUAUCUUUAUCCUUUCCCCCUGGCUCUUUUCUUAGUCUGCUUGUGCUCUGGCCUGGGUGCUUCCUUCUGCUAUAUGCUGUCAUAUCUGGUGGGCAGACCAGUGGUCUACAAAUAUCUUACAGAGCGAGCACAGAAGUGGUCUCAGCAGGUUGACAAGCAUAGAAAUCAUUUAAUCAAUUACAUCAUCUUCCUGAGGAUAACCCCAUUUCUUCCCAACUGGUUCAUCAACAUUACCUCACCUGUCAUCAAUGUGCCUCUGGGAGUUUUCUUCAUUGGUACCUUUCUCGGAGUGGCACCGCCAUCCUUCGUAGCGAUCAACGCAGGUACAACGCUAUACAAACUGACCACAGCUGGCGAGGCCGUCUCCUGGAACUCCCUGGCUGUGCUCGGUGUCCUGGCCGUGCUCUCGAUUUUGCCCGUCUGCUUCCAGAAGAAGCUGCAGCAGAAACUAGAGUAGAAACGGUCACCUCACAUCAGCAACUCAUCUGCUGGCUGAUCCUCAACAUCUCCCUUACCUCGGCUCAGGAACAUGCAGCUGUCACUACGCUGCUCUGCGUCAGUCUUGUAGGCGGUAAUUGCCAAGCACUCAUUGACCACAAAAAUGCAUGCAGUGGUGGGUUGUUCCUGAUGUCAAGGAAACCGCAAACAGGCCACUGCUUGCACAAGUUUUAUUUGGUUUAUGUGACUCAUUUCAUAAAUAUUAGAAACUUUUUUUUUUUUUUAAUUUAACGCACUGCUUAUUAUUAUAUUGUAUGAUCUUUUUUCAGGCAAUUAAAGGUACUGCCUACAGGAUGCUUUUCUAAUGUGCAGUCACAGUUAUUCCACAUAGCCUAAUUUCACGUGCUUAAGUCAUCUUGCUAGAAACUCUGAGAACAGUGUCAUCAGCACCUUGUUCGGACUAUUGUGAACAUGUUCUCCAGUGAACGUGCGCUUGGACAGCAGCAGAAAAGUUACUACAUCCUCUUGGUAGCACCUUUGACUCUCACUCCCCUUUUUAAUAUUUAUUUUUCCAUACAUAUGUCUACUUGAUGAAGUAUGAUUACCACCACAGCAAUAACUGUCACACUACUUGUCAAAGGGGAUUUUAGUUAUUUAAAAGUGCAUUUUGAUACAGGGUCCCUGCUUUGGCAAGUGUAUGCCAAGCAUGGGGAUACAUUAAAAUGUGUAGAAAAGGAAAAACGUAAGCACUGAUCUUAGUAAGUUUGUGUUUUGUUGACAUGUGAGCAAUUCCUAUGAUCUUCCUCAAAGUGUGCCUGCAUCCUCUGCCACACAGCUGUCCUUUUUCUUUUCAUCCAUGGCUCUGCAUAUUCUAAGCUUCUUUGCUACUGCACACUUUAAAGUACAGCGUAAGCUGAUGUAAUAUUUCUUCACAGGACAUCCAAACGCAACACCUCUAACUGGUAAUUUUAUUUAAACAAUGAAUAUCCAUCACAUCAGGGGCACUAAAAAGCAAAAGAGUUGUCUUGGUUUGUGUAAAUUUGAAAAGUCAAAGGUCAAGAUUUGGCUCAAGUUUUGGAAGAAGCGAUAACAAUGAAUUUUUUUCCUUCUUUCUUUGUCCUGUGAUUAUCUGUGUUCAUCUCCACCCUAUUAUGUCUAACUAGUGAUGUUGAUACAAUGGAUGAUACUCUCUUGAGCUCAGUAAGACUGCCAACCUACUGCAGUGUCUGAGCCUUGCCUUGCUUUUACUGCUUCCUUUCUUCACCUAGGGAAAUAUGCUGAUGCCUGAUUUAUGUUGCUAGAUUGUGUUCUUUAAAUUGUUUUGAAUGGCUAAUUGUGUCCUGUUA
Molecule: messenger RNA, 2294 nt
Organism: Archocentrus centrarchus (flier cichlid)
Lineage: Eukaryota; Metazoa; Chordata; Actinopteri; Cichliformes; Cichlidae
Gene: tmem41b
Product: transmembrane protein 41B
Exons: 7
Coding region: 125-967 (280 amino acids)
Biological process (GO): autophagosome assembly
Cellular component (GO): endoplasmic reticulum membrane
Source: RefSeq, a predicted model, not a curated record